Anneissia japonica is the source of this 725-nucleotide messenger RNA. RefSeq names its product cytochrome b5 reductase 4-like. Gene Ontology annotation, molecular function: heme binding. Lineage: Eukaryota; Metazoa; Echinodermata; Crinoidea; Comatulida; Comatulidae. The record is from RefSeq and is a predicted model, not a curated record.
AACAUUCAGUUUGAUGUGAUGUUGAUGACAAAAGAAGGAGGUUUAGCAGAGCACAAUUCUUUACUGAAGUAGGCCUAUAUUAACAUUGGGAGAAGAUGACAGACUCAAACUGCCUAAAUGUACCUAAGGCACAGCAAUUUCCUGCUCUGAACUCUCCACAAAGGCUGGGAGGCAAGGUGGCAGAACCAGGGCGUGCUAAGGUACCACUGAAGCCAGGCCGAUCCCUCAUGGACUGGGUUCGGCUUGGCCAAAAAUCAGGGAAUGCUCUAAAUGGACUGAAAGGACAACAAAUGCGCGAAGUAACAGCAGAAGAGCUGGCCAAACAUAAUAAACAUACCGAUGCCUGGACUGCACUUAGAGGACGUGUCUAUAAUAUUACACCGUAUAUGGAAUACCACCCUGGAGGGGCGGAUGAACUAAUAAAGGGUGCAGGGAUUGAUGGAACAGCUCUGUUUAAUGAUAUACACCAGUGGGUUAACUUUGAGUCUAUGUUAGCAAAAUGUUACAUAGGCAGACUCAAGACCACAUUCAGUGUCCCAACAAAAGUCCCUCCCAAGUCUAAAUUGAAGGCUUCAGUAGCAACACAAAAUAGUAGUAAACUAACACCACCAAAUACAGGUGUAAAUCUAAAAAAUAUAGAGAAAUAUGAAGGAAAACCAAGAGCACGGUAUGAUUGGUACCAAAAUUCCAGCAGUGUAAUAAUCACAGUGUACGCCAAGUGUCAG